UUUAAAGUUCUCUUAUUAUUUGUUGCCAUGAAGAAAAAGCAUAAAAAAUGGUUGCUUCUCAUAUUAACUUACACACUAUUUCCCGUGGUAAAAAUGCUUCAAUACAUAUCUGAUUCUACAUUCGAAGUCUCCGGAACAAGAACGUUUAGCCAUUUGGUGGUUGAUGAAAUUCAUAAUAAAAUAUACAUUGGUGGAGUUAAUAAAAUUUAUCAACUAUCCACAGAUUUAAAAAUUGAAUCUGUGGUUGAAAUGGGACCUCAAAUGGACAGUCCGAAAUGUCCAGCAUCCCGUAAAUGCCCGGGUGUAAGAAAAAAUCUCACAGAUUAUUACAAUAAAAUUUUAGUUUUAGACAACUCCAUUAACAAACUAAUCGCAUGUGGAAAUCUCUUCCUAGGUGCGUGUACGAUACACGACUUUAAAAAUGUGUCAUAUUUCAGGACACCAUCAACCAUGGCUGUUGUAACUAACUCUACCACAGCUUCAUCAGUCGCUCUCAUAGCACAUGGACCACAUUUAAAAAGACAAGUCAUGUAUGUGGGAGUUUCAUAUUCAAGGGAUGGCCCCUAUCAAUCAAAACUGCCACUUAUUAGUAGUAGAAGUUUGAAUCCUCGUAAAAUGUUCGAGAUCACCCACCCAGGUACGAUGAUUGCGCUUAACAGUAUGUCAAGGAGUAUUUAUCCAAUAACUUACGUCCACGGCUUCAGCAAGUAUGGAUUUUCACACUUUCUAACUGUACAACAGUUCUCUCUAAAUCAUCCGAUGCAUUUUGUGUCAAAAAUUGUGCGUGUCUGUCAAAAUGAUGCUAAUUACUCUUCAUAUGCAGAAAUGCAACUCAUUUGCAGUGUGGAUGGUGUGGAUUACAACCUCGUGCAAGCUGCCCAUGUUGGUAAGCCUGGAGUUAUAUUAGCUAAGUCUUUGGGAAUAUCCGAUGAAGACAGUGUUCUUUUUGCAGUUUUUUCUAAGUCUAAGGUUGAUACAGAAUUUUAUGAUGAACACAGUUCUAAUUCUGCUCUAUGCUUGUAUGCUUUACCACACAUAAAUAGGCAAUUUGCAAUGAAUAUAAAGACUUGUGCAGAUGGUAGAGGGUGGACCGGUCUGGAUUACAUUACGAAAAGUCAACCAUGCUACACCACAAGUUUAAAGAAAGAAGAUGAUAUCUGCGGUUUACAGUUAAAUACACCACAUGACGGCAGCAUUCCUAUGAAAACCUCGCCUGUUUUACGUUUUUCUGGCACCCUUUUAACAGCCGUGGCGGCGACUGCACUUAACGACCAUACUGUUGUCUUUCUUGGAACAUCUAAUGGACAUCUUAAAAAGGCUGUUGUAGAAACACAAUCAAAAGCUUGGGAAUACACAGAUCUAGUAAUAGACGAAGGAAGUCCAAUUAAGGCUGAUAUGUUUCUUAAUAAGGAUGCUACUCAUCUGUUUGUCAUGUCAGAAAGAAAGGUAACCAAAGUACAAACUCAGGGAAGAUGUCAUUUGUUUGAAUCUUGCACGGAUUGCUUGGGAGCUAAUGAUCCUUAUUGCGGCUGGUGUUCUUCCCAAAAUAAAUGCAGCUUAAAUUCAGAGUGUGCGGAAGCUGAAUAUGUUCCAUUGUACUGGCUAUCUGUAACUGAUCACUGCAUAUACUUAAACGCAAUCGAACCACAAGAGACUUUGAAAACAGCUUCACAAGUUGUUAGCUUGCACUUUAGUAAUCUCCCCCAACUAGAUAUUAAAUAUUUCUGUGACUUCAAAAUAUUUGAGAAAUCUUAUAAGAUGGACGCUACAGAAGUGAAUGGCGUUAUCGAGUGUCCUACGCCCCCAGUGCCAUCGCUACCAAAUAUAGUCCAAGGACAACAUUACUACACUUCUAAAUUAACUGUAACAACAAAUAUUGAUUGGGAUGUAGCGGUGACUAAUUUUACCUUUUAUGAGUGCGACUCUUUGAAGACUUGUACUGAUUGUGUUUCCAGUAAGUUCCCUUGCAGUUGGUGCAUAAACAGCUAUACCUGCAUUGAUAACACUGAAGAAUGUCAAAAGGAUGCUUUUAUAGAACCCAUUUCUGCUUUGAACCCAAAAUCUGUAUCUGGGCCUAAUUCUUGCCCAAGAAUUCUGAAAGCUGGCAAAUCAACAGAAAUUUUAAUUCCAUCUGGAAACAGAGAACGAAUUUCAGUCAAAAUUGAUGGUAUAAAACCUUACAUGAAAGAUAAAAACUUCUUAUGCCAAUUCAUUAUUGAAGAAGUAGUUCAAAAGGUCAAGGCAACUCUAAAUGGUGAUUUAUUAUCCUGUGAAGAAGUAACGUUUUCUCUUAGCUCUGGAAACGCAAGUACCUAUGCUAAUUUUUCUGUUUUGUAUGACGAAGAUAAAUUGAUAGAUAAUCCAGAGAACAUUCUAGUGAUCAUUUAUGAAUGUUCCAAAAUGGCUCAAAGCUGCGCGCUAUGUUUGGAACUACCAGAAAAAUAUGGAUGUGGUUGGUGCCAGGAAAACAAAGAGUCUUGCCAAGUUCAUGAACACUGUAAUCACACACCGAUGAAUUUGUGGCUUGAUCAAGAUUACAUAUGCCCGAAUCCUCAAAUAAUAAGUUUUAACCCAAAAUCUGGACCAUGGGGAGGUGGCACAAAUAUUACCAUUAAUGGAAUCAACUUAGGAAGACAUUAUUAUGAUAUAGAGAGUAACGUGCGAAUUGUUCAAGGUAACGGGAAGGAAAUUGCUAAAUGCACUACUUAUGAGGAAUUGUAUGUCAAAAGUACACAGAUCGUUUGUAAAGUUGAAAAACCGUUAAAUUUUACUUAUGGAAAAACCAAGCUCCGUCUGGAUGGUUUCAUUGAAGUUGGAGUUCUGAGAGAGUAUUUUGCUCGGACCAAAGAACAAUAUUCUUUUGUGAGCUCCAGAAUAAUUAAUGUUGAUCCAACCAAGGGACCAAAGUCAGGUGGUACCAUUUUAACUAUAGUGGGCUUGCAUAUGGACACUGGCAACAAAGCUAAGGUCUUUAUUGGCAAACAGCUUUGCAUAGUUCACAGUCGUGACUCAGGAAAAAUAAAGUGCAUUUCUCCAGCUUCCAAAGAGACCAACAGACAAACUAUUGCUGUUCAGUUUGAUAGUGGGACGAGAAUUUCUUUCUCUCAGAAGUUUGAAUAUGUAGAAGAUCCUAUUGUCAUAGCUGUAGAAUCUAGCUCCUCAGGCCAAAAAGAUAUUCCCAAAGGAAUUCCCAGCGGUGGAAUCAAAAUAACAGUAAAAGGAAAAAAUUUUCACACAGUACCAUCUCAUCACAUCUAUAUUGUAGUAGGUGAAGUAGAAUUUAAUCAUGUAAGUAAUUUUUAAUUGAUUUUAUGUAUCAU
Molecule: messenger RNA, 3320 nt
Organism: Parasteatoda tepidariorum (common house spider)
Lineage: Eukaryota; Metazoa; Arthropoda; Arachnida; Araneae; Theridiidae
Product: plexin A3
Biological process (GO): semaphorin-plexin signaling pathway; regulation of cell migration
Cellular component (GO): semaphorin receptor complex; plasma membrane
Molecular function (GO): protein binding; semaphorin receptor activity
Source: RefSeq, a predicted model, not a curated record